AUGGAAUUUAUUAGAAACAACAAAGGUGGUUUGCAACUUUGCUAUAAUGGGUACGCCUUCAACAAAAAAAAUAACAAAAAAACAACAAUGAAUGCAGUAUUAAGUGUCACACCUCAUACACAUCCAUCGAGUGAAUCAGAAAUUGAAAAACUCAAAGUAAUCAACAGGAUGAAACAAGCUGCAUGUUUAGUGUCAACGUCGAAACCAACACACGUAUACGCAUCAGAAUUGGUCAGCAUGAAUGAAGAUGUCAAAAGAAAAUUAACUUCAAAAGACCACAUGACAAGGAGACUUAGAUAUCAAAAAAGAAAACAUUUUCCAAAAGAACCUGAAUCUGCGACAGAUUUGAAUAUUCCGGACGAUUUUAAAACAAUUAGUAGCACAAGUGACACGCCGUUCCUCAUGUACGAUAAUGGAAUAAAUUCAGAAAAUCGUUUGAUUUUGUAUUCAUGUUUGAACCAGCUAACGAUUCUUUCAACUCAUUCAAGAUUGCGAAACAUUUGCAACGAUCUGAAUAAUGAGUUUGUUACCAUACCCAUAGCUUUACAAGCGAUAGGACAUACCAUACUACUUACAAAAGAUUACGAUUACAUUUAA
Helobdella robusta is the source of this 597-nucleotide messenger RNA. RefSeq lists its product as hypothetical. The record is from RefSeq and is a predicted model, not a curated record. The coding region runs from base 1 to 597 and encodes 198 amino acids. The transcript is spliced from 3 exons. NCBI's taxonomy places the organism in Eukaryota, Metazoa, Annelida, Clitellata, Rhynchobdellida, Glossiphoniidae.